AUGAGAUUCGGUGUUGUGUUUGUGAUCACCCAAGUCCUAGCAGACUUUACGUAUUUGGGUUGCUACAGCUCGGAUGCCAUUUCCGGCCUGACCAAGAAGGACUCGUACACAUGGCAGAGCUCCAGUCAUUGCACGGAGCAGUGUUCGGGACACGCAGUUGCUGCAUUGAUCAACGGCCAGGACUGCUACUGUGGAGACGACGUGCCUUCGGACGACCCCGACGGCUCGUGCACAAAGUCUUGUACGGGCUAUCCCCUGGAGAAGUGCGGUGGUACCAACUCUUAUUCCGUGUAUGUUGACGAGUCAGAGGAGGACGACGACGACAGUUCGUCGGCGCAAUCGUCGCACUCGUCCACAAACGAUGCCACUUCCACCUCCUCCUCCAGCUCCUCCAGCUCCUCCAGCUCCAGUUCCUCCAGCUCCACUCGGUCCAGCUCCUCCACAUCGUCUUCCUCCACCCAAAGUUCCUCCACACAGAGCUCCACCUUAUCGUCCACAAGCUCUUCUCCAACGUCCUCAACUUCGUCCACAAGCUCGUCUACAACGAGCUCAAUUUCGUCCUCUUCUACCUCCCACACCUCCUCGUCGUCUUCAACCACUUCUUCCUCCACAUCCUCAUCCGAAACAGUCCGGAUAACUACCUCCGUUUCACCUGGAAACACGCAGACCUCCAUUAUCUACAUCACGGAGUCUGUCGCUACAGCCACCUCGGCGUCCGCUGCCGCGUCGUCCUCAAGUGCCUCGAGCGCCAACAACGGGUCCACGGGGCUCAGCAAGGGCGCGAAGGCCGGAAUCGCUGUCGGGUCGAUCGUCGGAGCUUUGCUGCUCCUAGGACUCCUGUUCCUGCUCCUGCUUUGGCGCAGACGCCAGCGCGACGAAAGAGACGACCUCAGUGAAAAGCGCGCGUCCAGCAUUCUGGCGUCGUCGCCCCUGCAGCCUCCAGCAGGCUCGCGAGGCGCGGCAGCAGGCAUCGGAGCCAACGCGUUCGGAUUCAUGUCCGAGGACGACAGACUGGACAUGCCGGGCACAUCGAGACGGUUCAGCGACGGGUCGUUGCCGGACGCUGCUGCUGGAGCCGCGGUGCCGCCCAAUAGUGCCCGCCAGGGAGGUUUGCGGGUGGUAAACCCAGAUCUCAGCGACGAAGAAUAA
Ogataea parapolymorpha DL-1 is the source of this 1149-nucleotide messenger RNA. RefSeq lists its product as uncharacterized. The transcript has a single exon. The coding region runs from base 1 to 1149 and encodes 382 amino acids. NCBI's taxonomy places the organism in Eukaryota, Fungi, Ascomycota, Pichiomycetes, Pichiales, Pichiaceae. The record is from RefSeq and is a predicted model, not a curated record.